AUGGAGGUGGCUCGUACCUCCAUGAUAUGUGCGGCUGCUCCCCAUUUUCUGUGGCCGUUUGUGGACCGGUACACUACGCAUCAGCUAAACCUUUGGCCCUGUGUGUCUCAGGUAGACCCACUCCCCUUGGCUGAGCCUGUCGAGGUCACUAGCGACUGUGGUGCUGCUGGGCGUGGUGCUGCUUGGGGUACCGCGUCUAGGGGUGCUGAGCCUGCGGGUGCGGAGCCUGGGAGUGCUGAGCCUGUGCGUGCGGAGCCUGGGGGUGCUGAGCCUGAGGGUGUUGAGUCUAAGGGUGCGGAGCCUCGGGGUGUUGAGCCUGAAGGUGCGGAGUCUAGGGGUGUUGAGCUGGAGGGUACCGAGUCUGGGGGUGCUGAGCUUAGGGGUACUGCGUCUGCUGGAGGUCCUCUGGGUGCCUCGUCACGGCGGUGUCGCUGUCGGGAGCCUCUUUCGCCACAGCAGUUGCGCGAGUGGUUUGCUUGGCGCACCCGCCUUCGAAGUCGUGCAGCUGGAGCUGUAGGCCCUACCGCUGGAAGCACUAUUGCUGGAGGUGCUGGAGCUGGGGGCGCUGGAGGGCUGGUGGUGCUCCUGGAGCUAGAGGUGCUAGUAGUGCUGGCGCUGCUGGUCCCGGAGGUGCUCGUACUGAAGGUACUAGAGCUGCCGGAGCUGGUGGUGCUGCAGGCACUGGAGCUGGAGACCCUGGAGCUGGAGGCACUUGAGCUGGAGACCGUGGAGCAGGAGGCGCUGGAGCUGGAGGCAUUGGAGCUGGAGGCGCUGGAGCUAGCGGCACUGAAGCUGGAGGCACUGGAACUCGAGAAACUGGCGCUGGAGGUGCUGGAGCUGGAGACACUGGAGUUGGAGGCACUGUGGCUGGAGGCGAUGGAGCUGGAGGCACUGGAGCUGGAGGUGCUGGCGCUGGAGAUGCUGGAGCUGGAGGCACUGGAGUUGGCGGCACUGGAGCUGGCGACCCUAGAGCUGGAGGUGCUGGCGCUGGGGGUGCUGGAGCUGGUGGUACUAGUGCAGGAGGCAGUGUGCAGCGGCGACCGUUUUCGCUCUGCCGUCGCCGUCCGUGUCCCGCCUGCGUCAUCUCUUGCUGACGGUCCGGACCCCGAGUCUGACUUAGUUCGUGCUGCCAAUCCUACUGUCACACGUCUUCUAGCCUCUGUUGUCACUAACCCUUCGUUUGAGUCCGCUGCUACGUCUGCCCCGGUUGAUGAGCUUGUUGAAUUUGCUGCCGCCUGUUGUCUCGACUACGCCGCUAGUCUUGUUGCUAAUUCUGAGUCUAUCUGUCCUCCGUCUGUCGGGGGUGAGUGUGCUCUUGGCACGGACGUCCUUGAGGACAGGCAAGAAGACUUUGAGUGUUUUGCGGCUGCUGUACCUCAUCUCGUAGCCAUGCUGCUUGCUCCUGAGGGAGACCCAGAUGCACGAGACAUCCCGACCCCGCGCUCUUACGCAGAGGCGAUUACGAGUCUUUAA
This is a messenger RNA of Closterium sp. NIES-65, 1473 nucleotides long. The record is from the annotation of a GenBank genome assembly. Lineage: Eukaryota; Viridiplantae; Streptophyta; Zygnematophyceae; Desmidiales; Closteriaceae.